CUCUCUUCAGAAUUGGUUUCAUAUAACGAUCUGUGUGAUACACAGUUUAAUUGAUAUAUGAAUCGACAAAUACCAAUAAAAAUCGCUGUGAAUGAAUAUGUAUAGAUAACGAAAAAUACGCGGGUCAAGGUACAACCACGACAUGCCAUAUUGCCAUGUGGCUUCAACCCCCACAUAUAAGUCCACGACAUUGCAGGACAUAACGAUCAUAAAAUUUGGAGGAAAUACAAAUAUAGAAGAAUGGAAGAAUUGGACAUAGUAAUCGUGGGAGGAGGCAUUGCUGGUCUUGCAACUUCCCUUGCUCUUCACAGGUUCACUAUAAUCUCCUCAUUUUCUCAAUUAUAAGGUAAUUUAAAUUAGAAAACAUAUACAUGAACUAUUGACUAACUAAACAUACAAAUAUGAUUAUAAAGGAAGGGCAUAAAGAGCGUUGUGUUGGAGAGAUCAGAGUCUGUAAGAUCGGAAGGAGCAGCAUUUUGGUAUUCAGACUAACGGCUGGCUUGCUCUUCAACAACUUGGUGUCGCCGAUAAGCUAGCUUCGUCUUAAGUCUCUCCCAAUUCAUCAGUAAGUAUAUAAAUAUUUAUAUUUUAACUAACCUUAUCUAGUUAUAAUGAUUUCCGGUAUGGUACUAAAACAGGAUAAGAGAUGUUUUGAUCGAGAAAGGUAUUAAACGAAGAGAAUCGGUUGGACCAGCAUCCUAUGGAGAAGUAAGAGGUGUACUAAGGAACGACUUGGUUCGAGCUUUGGCUCAUGCUCUUCCUCUUGGCACUCUCCGGCUUGGUUGCCAUAUUUUGUCGGUUAAGCUCGACGAAACAAAAUCGUUUCCGAUUGUGCACGUUAAAAACGGGAGAAGCUAUCAAAGCAAAGGUUUUGAUUGGCUGCGAUGGGUCAAAUUCUGUAGUCUCUAGAUUUCUAGGAUUAAACCCGACUAAAGACCUCGGUUCGCGGGCCAUCAGAGGGUUCACAAAUUACCCGGACGACCAUGGAUUCCGACAAGAGUUUAUAAGAAUCAAGAUGGACAACGUCGUAAGCGGACGACUUCCUAUAACUCACAAACUCGUCUUUUGGUUUGUUGUUUUGCGAAAUUGUCCCCAAGACUCAAACUUCUUAAAAAAUCAAGAGGAUAUCGCAAGAUUGGCACUAGCAUCAGUCCGCGAAUUCUCAGAAGAGUGGAAAGAGAUGGUGAAGAAUUGUGAUAUGGACUCUUUGUAUAUCAACCGUUUAAGGUACCGUGCUCCUUGGGAUGUUCUGUCUGGAAAAUUCCGACGUGGCACCGUGACAGUUGGCCGGAGACAGUAUGCACCUAAUGGGCCCAUUCUUAGGACAAGGAUGUUCGGCUGCGCUUGAGGACGGUGUUGUUUUGGCUAGAUGCUUGUGGAGGAAGUUAAAUUUAGGUCAAGACGGUAUAAUUAAUGUAUCUUCCUUCUCUUCAAGGAUGCAAAUAGAAGAAGCAAUUGAUGAGUACAUUAGGGAAAGAAGAGGUAGACUCGUGGGGCUUUCGACACAAACUUAUCUUACCGGUAGUUUAAUAGCAGCUUCUUCGCCGGUUAGGAAGCUAUUGCUUGUAGUUAUGUUGAUGAUUCUGUUUCGUGAUCAAAUUGGUCAUACUCGAUAUGAUUGUGGCAGUCUAUAAAUUUAUCUUAUGUACGAACUGUCUAAAUUGCGAGAGUUGUGUGCUUCGUGAGAUGAUUGUAUCAUGAGGUUGGUUACUCAUUGUUCUUGCGAAUGUUUCCUGUUUGUUCGCUUCUGAUAAUUUUUGUUCGAUUAUUAAAAGAACUAUGAUAUUAGUCUUUCUCACUUGUGAGUUGUGAAAGACAAAAGAAGUCCAAUCAAAAACUUAUUUAAGAAAA
Arabidopsis thaliana (thale cress) is the source of this 1851-nucleotide messenger RNA. RefSeq names its product FAD/NAD(P)-binding oxidoreductase family protein. The transcript has 3 exons. The coding region runs from base 752 to 1348 and encodes 198 amino acids. Lineage: Eukaryota; Viridiplantae; Streptophyta; Magnoliopsida; Brassicales; Brassicaceae. The record is from RefSeq and is marked reviewed.